AGGAGAAGUGAGUUCGAGUCCCGUUGCCGCUAACCUGAACUGGGAGCUGCCUCUCUGGCUUGCUGUAGUUAGCUGAGGGGCGAGGUCGUUUGUUUUUCUCUUCUACUGCCUUGAGUGGAGGCCGCGGCUUUCCCUGUGGGGCGCCAUCCCGUAAGGACAGAGUUUGCCAGGAGUUUGUGCGGAGUUCGGGCCCCAACCCCGCUGCCGCCAUGCCCGUCUUUCACACGCGCACCAUCGAGAGCAUCCUGGAGCCGGUGGCCCAGCAGAUCUCCCACCUGGUCAUCAUGCACGAGGAAGGGGAGGUGGACGGCAAGGCCAUUCCAGACCUCACCGCCCCUGUGUCGGCCGUGCAGGCCGCUGUCAGCAACCUGGUGCGGGUUGGAAAAGAGACGGUGCAGACAACAGAAGACCAGAUCUUGAAAAGGGAUAUGCCACCAGCAUUUAUCAAAGUGGAGAAUGCCUGCACCAAACUUGUUCGGGCUGCACAGAUGCUGCAAGCAGAUCCUUAUUCAGUACCAGCUCGUGACUAUCUAAUUGAUGGAUCAAGAGGCAUCCUUUCUGGAACAUCAGACUUGCUUCUGACAUUUGAUGAAGCAGAGGUCCGUAAAAUCAUCCGAGUCUGCAAAGGAAUAUUGGAAUAUCUGACCGUGGCGGAAGUUGUAGAGACUAUGGAGGAUUUGGUGACAUACACAAAGAACCUAGGGCCAGGCAUGACCAAGAUGGCCAAAAUGAUUGAUGAGAGACAGCAGGAGUUAACUCACCAGGAACACAGGGUUAUGUUGGUGAACUCCAUGAAUACUGUGAAGGAGCUAUUGCCUGUACUCAUUUCAGCUAUGAAGAUUUUUGUAACUACAAAAAAUUCUAAAAGUCAGGGAAUAGAAGAGGCCUUGAAAAAUCGCAAUUUCACAGUAGAGAAGAUGAGCGCAGAGAUAAAUGAAAUAAUCCGUGUACUACAACUCACUUCUUGGGAUGAAGAUGCCUGGGCGAGCAAGGACACUGAAGCUAUGAAAAGAGCUUUAGCCUUAAUAGACUCAAAGAUGAAUCAGGCAAAAGGUUGGCUGAGAGAUCCAAAUGCACCUCCAGGCGAUGCUGGUGAGCAAGCAAUAAGGCAGAUCCUUGAUGAAGCUGGAAAAGCAGGGGAACUGUGUGCUGGCAAAGAACGCAGAGAGAUUCUGGGGACGUGCAAAACGCUGGGCCAGAUGACUGAUCAACUAGCUGAACUCCGAGCUAGAGGACAGGGUGCUACACCCAUGGCUAUGCAGAAAGCACAGCAGGUGUCGCAAGGUCUGGAUUUGCUCACUGCGAAAGUGGAGAAUGCAGCCCGCAAACUGGAGGCCAUGACAAACUCAAAGCAGGCAAUUGCUAAGAAGAUUGAUGCUGCCCAGAAUUGGCUUGCGGAUCCGAAUGGGGGCAAUGAAGGAGAAGAACAUAUUCGAGGAAUUAUGGCUGAGGCAAGAAAAGUUGCAGAAUUAUGUGAGGAGCCUAAAGAGAGAGAUGAUAUCCUUCGUUCCCUGGGGGAAAUCUCUGCUUUGACAGCAAAGCUGUCAGAAUUGCGACGACAGGGAAAAGGUGAUUCUCCUGAGGCCCGUGCACUGGCUAAGCAAAUAGCUACAUCACUUCAGAAUUUACAGUCCAAAACAAACAGGGCUGUAGCAAAUACUAGGCCAGUUAAAGCAGCUGUCCAUUUGGAAGGCAAAAUUGAGCAAGCUCAAAGGUGGAUAGACAAUCCUACUGUUGCUGAUCGGGGAGUAGGCCAGGCAGCAAUUCGGGGUCUGGUUGCAGAAGGUCGUCGUUUAGCCAAUGUCAUGAUGGGACCUUAUCGUCAAGACCUGCUUGCCAAAUGUGACCGUGUGGACCAACUGGCUGCUCAGCUAGCUGACCUUGCAGCAAGAGGGGAGGGAGAGUCUCCUCAGGCCAGGGCAAUUGCUGCUCAGCUUCAGGACUCACUCAAGGAUCUUAAAGCACGGAUGCAAGAGGCGAUGACCCAGGAGGUUUCUGAUGUGUUCAGUGACACUACAACUCCUAUUAAACUGUUAGCAGUAGCAGCCACUGCUCCCUCUGAUGCUCCCAAUAGAGAUGAGGUGUUUGAUGAAAGAGCAGCAAACUUUGAAAACCAUGCUGCUAAACUGGGAGCGACGGCAGAAAAAGCAGCUGCAGUUGGGACUGCGAAUAAAACUACUGUGGAGGGCAUUCAGGCGACAGUGAAGUCAGCAAGGGAACUCACUCCACAGGUAGUAUCAGCUGCUCGUAUCCUCCUGAGAAAUCCUGGCAAUCAGGCUGCUUAUGAACAUUUUGAGACCAUGAAAAACCAAUGGAUUGAUAAUGUAGAAAAAAUGACAGGGUUGGUGGAUGAAGCUAUUGAUACUAAAUCUCUGUUGGAUGCAUCGGAAGAGGCUAUUAAAAAAGAUCUUGAUAAAUGUAAAGUUGCAAUGGCCAACGUUCAGCCUCAGAUGCUUGUAGCUGGUGCCACCAGCAUAGCUAGGCGAGCAAACCGCAUCCUGCUGGUAGCAAAACGAGAGGUUGAAAAUUCAGAAGACCCUAAAUUUCGUGAGGCUGUGAAAGCAGCCUCUGAUGAGCUCAGCAAAACUAUAUCACCAAUGGUAAUGGAUGCUAAGGCUGUGGCAGGAAACAUUUCUGAUCCUGGUUUGCAGAAGAGUUUCUUGGAUUCUGGAUACAGAAUUCUGGGAGCUGUGGCCAAAGUCAGAGAAGCUUUCCAGCCUCAGGAACCAGAUUUUCCCCCUCCUCCUCCCGACCUUGAGCACCUUCAUUUGACUGAUGAGCUUGCUCCUCCAAAACCACCACUUCCAGAAGGUGAGGUUCCCCCACCCAGACCACCACCACCUGAAGAAAAGGAUGAAGAGUUCCCAGAACAGAAAGCAGGGGAAGCUAUUAAUCAACCCAUGAUGAUGGCUGCUAGGCAGUUGCACGAUGAAGCCCGGAAAUGGUCUAGUAAGCCUGAUGUGACUGUGAUUAAUGAAGCGGCUGAGGCUGGUGUAGCUAUAGAUGAGGAGGAUGAUGCAGAUGUUGAAUUCACACUCCCCUAUGACACUGAAGAUGAUUACGAGCCUGAGCUGCUGUUAAUGCCAACCAAUCAGCCCGUUAACCAGCCCAUUCUGGCUGCUGCUCAGUCUCUACAUCGAGAAGCAACCAAGUGGUCCAGUAAGGGUAAUGACAUCAUUGCUGCUGCUAAACGAAUGGCGCUGCUAAUGGCAGAGAUGUCACGGCUGGUGAGAGGAGGUAGUGGAAACAAGCGUGCCCUUAUUCAGUGUGCAAAGGAUAUUGCCAAGGCAUCAGAUGAAGUCACUCGAUUGGCCAAAGAGGUGGCAAAGCAGUGCACUGACAAGCGCAUUAGAACAAACCUCUUGCAGGUUUGUGAGCGAAUCCCAACCAUCAGUACGCAACUGAAAAUUCUCUCCACUGUCAAAGCUACCAUGCUGGGCAGAACCAAUAUCAGCGAUGAAGAGUCAGAACAGGCAACGGAGAUGUUGGUUCAUAAUGCCCAAAAUCUCAUGCAGUCUGUGAAGGAAACUGUGAGAGAAGCUGAAGCAGCAUCCAUUAAGAUAAGAACAGAUGCUGGAUUCACUCUUCGGUGGGUCAGAAAGACCCCAUGGUAUCAGUAAACACUUGCCACAGAAGUAUUGUUUUGUGUAACAUAAAAUGCCUUGUUUUGGAAACAGAAGAGAUCUAUUAACAACAAAAGGUGCUGUAUUCAGGAUCUUAAGAUUAGCUUAUGUUAAUGCCCCAUUCUAAGGGUAUGAAUUAUAAGAGAAUGCAUAGCAAACGUCUUCGGAACGCAUUUGACACUGAACACCUCACGCUGGUUCCGACAGUAGACAGUUCUUACCCUUUUUUGUAUCCUUUUUGAGAUUCUCUUCAUGAAUUCUGUAUUCCCAGAAGCACAUUUCAUUUAUGCACUGUGUAUUGCAGAAGUUUCUAUGUGAUAUAAAACAUGGACUUCACUUUAAGCUUGUGUUGAGUCUAG
This is a messenger RNA of Dryobates pubescens (Downy woodpecker), 3982 nucleotides long. It is a transcript of the gene VCL, whose product is annotated as vinculin. Gene Ontology annotation, cellular component: actin cytoskeleton. The record is from RefSeq and is a predicted model, not a curated record. The coding region runs from base 210 to 3620 and encodes 1136 amino acids. Gene Ontology annotation, molecular function: structural molecule activity; actin filament binding. The transcript has 22 exons. Gene Ontology annotation, biological process: cell adhesion. NCBI's taxonomy places the organism in Eukaryota, Metazoa, Chordata, Aves, Piciformes, Picidae.